AUUUAUAGAUGAAUCCUAAAAUGAAAGAACGCUUAAACGUGGAUUACUAAAAACACGGAAUGCUAAAAAUGCGGAAAACUAAUAUUUUGGAUUGCUAAAAACACGGAAAUCUAAAAUCACAGAAAUCUAAUACAGUGGAAAACUAAAAUUUUGGAUAGCUAAAAAUAUGGAAAGCUAAAAACGUGGAAAACUAAAAUGUAAUUUUUAUUAAUUUUUUAAAAAAUGUUCAUGCUAUAAAAAUAACAUAUUAAUAAUUAGGAAUGCGACCUCUAAGCAGUGGGAAUUAUUUUUAGAAAUAUUAUUUAAAUUUAACAAAAGAUGGUAUAAUAAAGUUAUAUUAACUAAUUAAUUACCUACCAAAUUUGAUUAGAAUAACUAUUAUUGUAAGUACUUUGACGUACCUAAACAUUAGUUAUUUACACUGUUAAAUUAUAUUUUGGUUGGACGACGGUGUAAGACAAAUUAUACAUAGGUAGGCUGAUGAUAUACCUCAAAUAGUGCGCUAAAAAAAAAAUGAAGGACUUAAAUAGUUAUAAGUUAGGUAGAACUAGGGAUGAAAAAUUAUAGGACCUACAAUUUUGGAUUUAUUAUUUUACAAAAAAUAUCAAAUAUUUUAACCGGAGAAACCAUAUCUAUGGAGGAAUUGACUGAAGAUUUGAUAGACGAGGACUUGGAUAACUUUAAGUACGCUUGUAUAACUUUCACAGAUAUGGAACGCAGUUUUAGUUGUUAUAAAAAUAUUCUCUCGGACAAUGGUCGUCAAUUACACGUUGUCAAUCUUAAAAAAGCUCUGGUGGUCCAAUGCAACAAAUUUACAGAUAUACAGAGUAUUACAGACGUUGAACCAAGAAGUCGUCGAUUAGAUGUUCAAAUGCUGCAAUUUUGAUGCUGCUUAAUAUAUUAUAUACAUAUUUAUUUAUAUGAUAUUAUUUUUAUUUAU
This is a messenger RNA of Acyrthosiphon pisum (pea aphid), 940 nucleotides long. RefSeq lists its product as uncharacterized. The transcript is spliced from 2 exons. The record is from RefSeq and is a predicted model, not a curated record. Bases 554 to 886 code for a protein of 110 amino acids. Lineage: Eukaryota; Metazoa; Arthropoda; Insecta; Hemiptera; Aphididae.